Messenger RNA from Capsicum annuum, 738 nucleotides. Its product is annotated as general transcription and DNA repair factor IIH subunit TFB5. Gene Ontology annotation, cellular component: transcription factor TFIIH core complex; transcription factor TFIIH holo complex. Lineage: Eukaryota; Viridiplantae; Streptophyta; Magnoliopsida; Solanales; Solanaceae. The record is from RefSeq and is a predicted model, not a curated record. Gene Ontology annotation, biological process: nucleotide-excision repair, preincision complex assembly; transcription by RNA polymerase II; transcription initiation at RNA polymerase II promoter. The coding region runs from base 279 to 491 and encodes 70 amino acids. The transcript has 3 exons.
UGGGAAUAUGCAGAUGUCAAAUUCUGCUUGAAGGGAUCAACUUUGCGAUAAAAUUUUUGAAGUAUAACUGGUUAUAGUCAGUGUGAUCAAACACGAAAAGUGCAAAAAAGCUCUAAGGUUUCUUGGUGCUUUAAACACAAAACACAAAUAAGGCGCGAGUCUUAAUGCAAGAAGGCACAAAUGGAGAGAAAUACAAAUACGGAUGUAUAGUUCAAGACUAAUAAUUGUAAGCAUGGAUAACAAAGAUAUGGCUCAAGCUUGGAGAGUUUUGAUACGUGAUGGUGAAUGCAGUCAAAGGAUUGUAUGUAUCAUGUGAUAUACCUAUGGCUCAGUUCAUUAUCAAUAUGAAUGCUUCAUUACCACAAUCACAAAAGUUCAUCAUACAUGUUUUGGACAAUACACAUCUGUUUGUUCGAUCUGAUAUGGCUGGAAUGAUUCGUAGUGCUAUUGCAGAAUUCAGAGAUGCAAACACAUAUGAGAAGCCUGCAUAGUGCUGUUUGAUGGAAUUGAGCCAUCCUGUGUGUGCGUGCGUGCGCUCACCAGACGCCUUGUUACCAUGUACAAUAUUUCCUAGUAAAAAUUUACCAUUUUCUAAAAGGAACAUAAUAUGCCUCCUACUGUUCUUUUUGAAAUAAUUUCACACAUUUGACAGAGGAAGUUUGUAAUGACCCAAAGUUGUUAUGUUCGCAUGUGGCAAUUGAAUAAUGAAAAGGGAAAUUAGGAAUUAGUUUAAAUAAA